AUGGGGGGUGGGCUAUCAAAGGAAACAUUUGGUUUUUUAUGUAAUUUGAUUGGCGAAGAAUUACGUAAUUCUCGUAGAAGUUUCGCGAUUUCUCCAGAAAUUCAAAUUUUAGUAACAUUACGUUAUUACGCAACAGGAGCAUUUCAAGCUGUCAUUGGAGAUCAUGUGCACGUACAUAAAUCGACCAUUUGUAGAACAAUAAAACGUGUAUCACAAGCGAUUUGUCGUCUUCGAUCUCAGUUCAUUGAUUUUCCGAGAAAUGCCGAACAGAAGAACAUGAUUCAAACAGGAUUCUUCCAAUUACGUGGCUUUCCUAGGGUUAUUGGUGCCGUGGAUUGUACACACGUUAAAAUCCAGUCACCAAACGCCAACAUAGGAGAACGAUUUAGAAAUCGAAAAGGGUGGCCUGGUUCAGUCCACGAUAGCACAAUAUUUGAUAAUAGCAUGAUAAGGGCUCAAUUUGAAAAUAAUGAAUUUGGAAAUUGCUUUUUAUUGGGAGAUGGUGGAUAUCCUUGUCGUGACUAUCUAAUGACUCCUCUCCUUAAUCCUUAUACCGAGCCAGAGAAACGAUAUCAG
Messenger RNA from Acyrthosiphon pisum (pea aphid), 576 nucleotides. RefSeq names its product putative nuclease HARBI1. The record is from RefSeq and is a predicted model, not a curated record. NCBI's taxonomy places the organism in Eukaryota, Metazoa, Arthropoda, Insecta, Hemiptera, Aphididae. The transcript is spliced from 4 exons. The annotation marks the transcript as partial.